Chaetomium globosum CBS 148.51 is the source of this 2004-nucleotide messenger RNA. RefSeq lists its product as uncharacterized. Bases 1 to 2004 code for a protein of 667 amino acids. Lineage: Eukaryota; Fungi; Ascomycota; Sordariomycetes; Sordariales; Chaetomiaceae. Gene Ontology annotation, molecular function: transmembrane transporter activity. The transcript is spliced from 6 exons. Gene Ontology annotation, biological process: transmembrane transport. Gene Ontology annotation, cellular component: plasma membrane. The record is from RefSeq and is a predicted model, not a curated record.
AUGUCAACCGCCACCGUUUCCGAGGGAGGGAAGGAUGUCUCUCGGGAUCUCGAGAGCCAGGACCGAGACAAACCCAAGAAGUGGGCAAAGUUGAUCUCACUCCUGACCGUGAAGGAUGGUGAAGUCUACGAGGCCGACCGCGACAAGAACCCAAAAUGGUACCAGAAAUUGCUAGACGCCGGUGUUGAAGAGAACGGCAUCAAGCCUGUGCCCCUCGAUCAGCGUACCUCGACCCAGUACAGCAACCUCUUUACCGUCUUCUUCACCUGCCUCUUGUGUUUGCUCCCAAUCCCGACCGGCAUGCUGGCCACGCUCGGCAUGGGCUCGAUAUUCGUACUGCGUCGACGUGGGCAUUGUCAUUGCCUGUCUCGUCUCCUUCGCCGUCUCCCGAUGGGCUUCAACGCCCUCCACUUUUGGGAGCGCUGGACCUGGAUCCCCAAUUUAAUCUCCAUCGUCAUCGCCGUAGGCUGCGGCGGCAAGUACCUCUACCUCCAGAGUGACGCCAAGCCGGCAACGCCGUCGCAAGUCCUGACCUUUGGCUGCCUGAUCGCCGGCUACUUCAUCACCUUUGGCGGCACCGUCUCUGACUAUUCCAUCUACCACAGCCCGCGGGACCCCCAACCCAGGAUCAAAGUCUUCCUCUACACCUACAGCGGUCUCCUCCUCCCGUCCAUCCCGCUCCUCAUCCUCGGCGCGGCCAUCGGCGGCGCCGUGCCCAACGUGCCGGGGUGGCAAGCCGCGUACGAGGCGACGGGGAUCGGCGGGGUCAUGAGCGAGAUGCUGGCGCCGGCGGGCGGGUUCGGCCGCUUCGUGCUCGUGCUGCUGGCGCUGAGCGUCAUCGGCAACAUCGCCAUCUCCAUGUACAGCGUCGCGCUGAACCUGCAGAUGCUGCUGCCCUUCUUUGCGCGCGUGCAUCGCUUUGUGUUUAUCUUGGUGACCAUGGCGAUUAUGAUCCCGAUGGCGAUCCGGGCGGCGGAGGAGUGGGAGGAGAGUUUGACAAACUUUUUGGCCGUUAUUGGGUACUGGGCGGGGUGCUUUGAUGCUGUGCUGAUUGUGGAGUUGGUGGUGUUUCGACGGAUGGACUACUCAACGUUUGACCAUGGGAUUUGGAAUGUUGGGCGGAAGCUGCCGCCGGGGAUUGCGGCUAUUGGGGCGUCGGUUCUGUCUGUUCUCCGCGGUAGCCUCGUGCUAGCCUCCAAUGACUACAACACCAAGCGGGCCCUCCCCUCCUCUUCACCUCUUGAUCCUCCCGCACAUAACCACAUCCUCCCCAAGCGGACACCACGUCACAUCCGUCAACCGCACCGGCUCCGCCGGCUGCCCAUCAUCCCCAACCGUACGCGGCGGCGAGACCACCACCCCGCCUUGCCCCAGCCACGUCGGCGCAAUAGUCACAAUGACCGAGUCGACAAACACAUUCCCCGCGGGCUCGAGCAGCGAGUUAAUCACCUCGCCACCGCCCUCAAUCAUGACACUAGCAAUACCCUCGCGCGCCAGCACCUCCAGACACAUUCAGGCCCAACGCAAACCGCCCCCCUUCUGGCCCCCUCGCCUCCAGGAUGCACAUACCGGCCCACCAACCUUCUUCCAAAAACCCUCCGCCUCCUCUCCUCCACCCACAACCCCCUUCGCAACAAAACACCCACGGGCGCCAAACCCCUCCCCCGCCCUCGCCAGCCCCCACAACCCGACUCCCCUCCUCAACCGCCCACCGCGCGCGCGGAUCCAGCACAAUCGGCCGUGGCUGCUGCUGCUGCUGCUGCUGCUGCUGCUGGACCACCCCCUCCCCCUCCCCAUCACCACCAACCCCCUCCAAAACCCCCUGCCCCAAAACAAGCCUCGAAUUCAACCCCGGAUCAUCCGCGACCGCCGUGCCCGCGCCAACAAGAAUCGCCGCGUGGCGCGCGCGCAGGAAGUGGGUCAUGGCCUUGGACUGCGGGCCCGACAGUACCGUGCGCACGCCGGGGGCGAGGGCGAGGGAGGCGUCGAGGGAGUGGGGCGUAG